Molecule: messenger RNA, 1151 nt
Organism: Musa acuminata AAA Group (dessert banana)
Lineage: Eukaryota; Viridiplantae; Streptophyta; Magnoliopsida; Zingiberales; Musaceae
Product: expansin-like A2
Exons: 5
Coding region: 58-852 (264 amino acids)
Biological process (GO): sexual reproduction
Cellular component (GO): extracellular region
Source: RefSeq, a predicted model, not a curated record
UCUUUCAUAUAGUGUCAAGGGUUUUCACCUUUCCCCAUUCCCGACUUCUUAGUCCGCAUGGGUGGUGGCACUGUCCUUGCCUUCUUCGUCCUCUCCCUUUCUAUCCUUUCUGCUACAGCAUGUGAUCGGUGUGUGCAUCAUUCCAAGGCAGCCUACUCCCCCUCCGCUUCUGCCCUCUCUGUCGGAGCCUGUGGCUAUGGCUCCAUGGCUUUGAGCUUCAAUGGAGGUUACAUUGCAGCUGGGAGCUCUGCCCUCCACAGAGAGGGUUUUGGCUGUGGAGCUUGUUUCCAGGUAAGAUGCAAGAACAGAAGACUCUGUAGCACCGGAGGCGUAAGGGUGAUCCUGACCGACCUCAGCAAGAGCAACACCACGGAUCUUGUGUUGAGUCCCCGAGCCUUCACCGCCAUGGCACGAGAUGGCACGGCGCAGGAGCUCAAGAGACUUGGCAUUCUGGAUGUGGAAUACAAGAGGAUCCCGUGCGAGUAUAAGAAGCAGAACCUAUCGAUCAGAGUGGAAGAGAGCAGCAGAAGACCCGAUCAGCUGGUCAUCAAGUUCCUCUACCAGGGAGGCCAGACCGAUAUCGUGGCGGUCGACGUAGCCCAGGUCGGAUCGUGGAAUUGGCGGUUCAUGAGCCGGGAAUACGGUCCAGUAUGGAGCACGAGGCGGGCGCCGGCCGGGGCGCUGCAGUUCCGGAUGGUGGUGACGGGCGGCUACGACGGCAAGUGGGUGUGGGCCGAGAAGGCGGUCCUCCCGGCCGAGUGGAAGACCGGUUCGAUCUAUGAAUUGGGGGUUCAGCUCACUGACAUUGCUCAAGAGGGCUGCUACCCCUGUGACACUCGAGAAUGGAAGUGAGGCAAGCAAGCCUGUGUCCUACAAGAAACAGGUGAAGAGUAGCCUAACCUAUUGGGGAAUGGGGAUAUUCCUUCAGACAUGUGAUGGUGGUUUGGUGUCAAGACGAAGAAGAAGGUGCCAAGAUUGCUCACAAGAAAAUGACUUGCCACCUGCUGGUCUAUUGCUGAUUCCUUUUCAGUCUUCAAGCUGCAACUUUGUUCCUAAUUUAGAUGCUUACUUCAUCAGAUGUGGGUACUAUUAGACAUUUGAGAUGUUAGUGGUGGGUUAGCUUGGGAGCCUUCGCACAUGAUUCUUGGACA